Molecule: messenger RNA, 660 nt
Organism: Linum tenue
Lineage: Eukaryota; Viridiplantae; Streptophyta; Magnoliopsida; Malpighiales; Linaceae
Source: the annotation of a GenBank genome assembly
UUGGCGAUCGGAGGAGGAACUGCUCUGCAGGGGGAAUCGAUUAAGAAGCUUUCGAGAGUGGAGGCACUGUCCUGUUUCGUAUGGAAAUGCUGUAUGGCGGCGUCCAAGGCGGUUUCUUCCGCAUCCAAGACUUCGAUUCUAGUGGAGGCGGUGAAUCUGAGGAAGCUAAUGAACCCGCCGCUGCCGGCGGCGGCAAUUGGGAACUUGUUCUGGUGGGCGACGGCCGCGGCGGAUCCGUGCGACGAGUCUAAUACGGAGAUGUCGGCGCUGGGGAAUCUGGUGAGCGAAGCGAUCGGGCUGUACAGGACCGAUUACCUGGAGUCGCUGCAAGGGCAGGACGGGUUCGAGGCGAUGUCGGCUUACUUCGAGCAGCUGGAAGCGAUGUUCGAGACGGAGAAGCCGGAUAUAUUCGCGUUUACGAGCUGGUACAGGUCCGGGUUGACGGGUCAGGAUUUCGGGUGGGGGAAACCGGCUUGGGUGACGGUGAUGGGGAAAGUGGGCCGGGCUUUCCGUAACCUUACCGUGCUGGUGGACUCGACGGACGGGAGUGACGGCAUUGAGGCUUGGGUCACUUUGGACGAGAAGCGAAUGGAUGUUCUUGAGCGUGAUCCAAACUUUCUUGCGUUUGCUUGUCCUAAUCCUAGGAUUUCUAAUAUGUGA